AUGGCAGACGAACUCAAGAAGGGGGACGAGGUGUCUUGGAACUGGGGAAGCGGGCAACCAUCUGGCAAGGUGGCAGAGGUGGUACCCGGCGAGGCGACUGUGACUUCGAAGAAGGGGAAUGAGAUCAAGAAGAAGGGCACGGAGGAGGAUCCGGCGGUCGUCAUUGAGCGAAGCGGGAACAAUGUCGUCAAGCGGGCACAUGAGCUGAACGAGGUAGAGAGCGACGAGUAG
Messenger RNA from Dioszegia hungarica, 231 nucleotides. RefSeq lists its product as uncharacterized. The record is from RefSeq and is a predicted model, not a curated record. The transcript has 3 exons. NCBI's taxonomy places the organism in Eukaryota, Fungi, Basidiomycota, Tremellomycetes, Tremellales, Bulleribasidiaceae. The coding region runs from base 1 to 231 and encodes 76 amino acids.